AUGGCUGUCAUCGACGAGCUCAAGGGUGUGAAAGUCACCGUCCAAGUCAACGGCCAGGAAGCCGUUGAGUACGACGACCCGGAUGGCUUGGAGAACGAUAUUAACCGCAAGCACGCAACCCACCGUACCUUCAACUACAUCGAGUCCAAGGACGAUACCUGCUUCACCGUAACGUACGAGGUUAAUAACAUGCACCGGUGGCAAAGCCCGAAAAGCGGCUUCUCACUCUACUUAUAUGUCGACGGCAAGCGCAUGGAUAGUGUCGUUUGCGAGGCGAGUCGCUUCUACCCAUUCGAUCCAUCUUACGAAUGGAGCACAGUUGUUGAGGGUUCUCGAGAAAGCUCAAGGGACCCCUCUUUUGAUCGUCUGAGCAAAUUCAAGUUCUCCCAAGUCACUACUGUUGACGAUGCCACCAAGGAGCGCGUCGAGGGAGACUCUAAUAAGGCAAAGUCCCUCGGCGUCAUCGAGGUCUUUGUCUACCCCUUGACCAUCACAGGGCCUUCGUACUCGUCAGGCCACGAGCACUACCACGACAAUCAGAAUUCCAGUUUCAACAUUGCGGAAAAGGCGCUCAAGGGCCGCGCAGUCUCUCACGAAUACCUCAACGGCGGCAAUCCUAUCGCGUGCUUCAUGUUUAAAUACCGUUCCAGAGAUGCAUUGCAAAAGGAGCUCAUCAUUCCUCGGUCUCCAAGCCCCGAGGCCAUUGACGAGCUUUCUGAGGCCGAUAUUAGACGGUUAGCUGCGGAGCGUCUAGACGAGAUUAACAAUGGACGUCGAUCUGGCACCGUCAAGCAAGAGAGAAAGGGUCCUAUCAUUAAACGCGAGUUUGCCGAGAUCUACGACCUCACCGAGGAGCCUGCCAGACGCGAAUGGAAGAAGAUCAAGAUCGACGCCAACAGAGAGGCUAUUGACCUCACCGACGACUAG
Molecule: messenger RNA, 927 nt
Organism: Colletotrichum fioriniae
Lineage: Eukaryota; Fungi; Ascomycota; Sordariomycetes; Glomerellales; Glomerellaceae
Source: RefSeq, a predicted model, not a curated record